GACCGUUGACGCGAUCAAGAUGCUGAUGUGCCCAUUUGUCUCUUAGUCCCGCGCUGUCACCACGAAUUCUGCUGGAGAGUGGAUCAAACAGUGGACACGUCUACAAGUUGGUUUGAUAUCCAGUUAUCAGCUGCAGUGGCUCAAGAGUUGACACACCAGCCGAAUCGUCUAUCACUAGCCCACUUAGAUGACAGAAACUGACGUUAGGUCUCUCCUUGGCACAAAUCAUGCUCCCACUGAGGAGGAGUGUCGUGUCAUUGAGAAAUCCUUAGAGGACCAUGAGUCGGAACUCAAAUAUCUCCUGGAUGAGAUUCAAGAGCUGCAACAAACUAUAAAUGCAAGACAGAGCGCUGUCAGAAAAGUCCAGGGUACCAUCGAUGCUCACCAUACGCUCCUGAAGCAUAGCCCUAUGAGAACUCUACUCCCAGAGAUUCUGGGGGAGAUUUUUGAGGCGUAUUGCGACCUCCAUCCCCUUCCAGAUUUUUCCUACUGGGACUAUCGGCGUCGUAAUACGCUUAUGAAAUCUCGCAUGGAACUGCUUCACGUUUGCCGCAGGUGGCGAACUAUCGCAUUAUCCACACCUCGCAUCUGGUCGGCCUUCCCCUUGUUCGCUCGUCAAAAUCCGGUGAAAAAUCCAGCCUUCGACAAGGAAAUGGUAAAUUUGUGGCUCACCUCGUCACGGCGGGUACCUUUGGAUAUAUAUGCUUCAUAUCGUGAAGAUAGUCCUGAUUACACUGCAACCCACCUUAUAUCCCAGAUGCACCGGUGUCAUAGGCUUAAUCUAGAGUUCCAAUUCUAUCAUAAUCGACUGGAAUCAAUUACUUCGCUCACUUUUCCCAUUGCGCCUAUGCUCACGGCCCUCUACUUCCAUUCUGACCGUUGGGCCGAUGCCAGCAUGGUAGCUUGGGCAUCCCAGCUCUUCCCCACCCUUCCCAAUCUCAGGGACCUCGACUUCAAUGGGCCUGCAUCUCUCCUUAGCAGCGCGUCACUUGGCGCUCUAAAGAUAUUGCGCUGUACGCUGAUGAACCCCGAACAGUUCGUGGGUGCUCUCCAAGGACUUCCUCUUCUUGAGGAGAUGCAUGUCGGGCAUAUGCCCGACGCCACAGCCCCAACCAGCUGUGCCAUUCACAAGAGCUUGAGGGUUCUUGACAUUCGCUGGGAUCCUUCCGAGCUUGACGCCAUUCCAAAUCUACUCCACCAAUUGACGCUACCCGCGUUAGAGAGCUUGGAAAUACAUGAUCACUUCGUACCUCCAGAACACAUCAUGGACUUUCUCACACGCUCCGCUUGUUCAUUGAUCACGCUCCGCAUGGCUCCCAACACCAACAGAAGGCACCGUUCUGAUAACAGGGAACACGCCAUACUGCCGUGCUUACAGAUGGAACAGAAUCAAUCGUUGAAGCGUCUUUUUAUCCAUGCUCCAAAUGAUUCCCUGACGGUGUAUAUCAAAGGCCUGUCGCCCGAGGUCCUUGAAUAUCUAAAAGGUCCGAGCCUUCCCCAUCUCGUAGAAAUCGGAUUUACCACCUCUACCGAGAAUAUAUCUGCCGUCAAGGAGGUGAUCAAGCGUCGAGAGGCGAUGUACAAGAACAACUUGGUGAAGUCCAUGUUGUCACGAGUAGAGGUCGUCCUAUCCUCUGCCGAUCAAUGGUUCUCUGGCAAGGUCAAGGAGGAUGAUAUCAAGCGUGCAUCAGAAUCGCUAAGAGACUUAGGGGUGGCUGUCGAGCUUAGGUCCUGCGAGGCCCUUUUCUAAGCCUCACGUUCAGUGUUACGGUGUUACCUCCCGGCACUGACUGUUAUUACUUUCGAUCGAACAAUCAUUCCGUCAUUGUAC
This is a messenger RNA of Desarmillaria tabescens, 1831 nucleotides long. RefSeq lists its product as uncharacterized. The record is from RefSeq and is a predicted model, not a curated record. The transcript is spliced from 4 exons. The coding region runs from base 188 to 1750 and encodes 520 amino acids. NCBI's taxonomy places the organism in Eukaryota, Fungi, Basidiomycota, Agaricomycetes, Agaricales, Physalacriaceae.